This is a messenger RNA of Cladocopium goreaui, 7566 nucleotides long. Lineage: Eukaryota; Dinophyceae; Suessiales; Symbiodiniaceae. The record is from the annotation of a GenBank genome assembly.
AUGGACAUUCACAUGCUGGAACCAGAGUUGAAACAUGACGAAAUUGUUUCCAUCCUGGCUGAAGUAGUGGUUUUCGAUGACCAUCAGACAAAGCAUUGCCUCAAGACAGCCCUCAAAGGAUUGUUUUUGCGCUUCCAUGGAUCCCUUCCAGCUGACUCCACCGUAGUGCUGAUUGUAGGAGCCAAGACUUUGAUCAACCAGGGACAACCGACCCUUCAUGCUGUGGAUGACACCCGAGUUUUCCAUAGGCCUUAUGUAGGAUUGUCAGAUAUCCGCCGAGUUGUUGAAGUAUGCUCAGGUGCCGGAUUUUUGGGAAUAGGCCUCGAACAUAGUGGUUUUGAAGUGACACUCCGUUGUGACCACAACAACCGAAUGUUGCAACUUGCCAGUCAACUGCAUCCGGCCGAAGUUGUGUUAGGAGAUGUUUGCACUGAUUCAUUGCUGACUCCAAUUUGCAGCAGCCAGCCGAGAGCAGGCACACUCGCAGGUGGUGUAGCCUGUCAACCGUACUCCCGCCUGGGAGAUCAAAGACAUGGGUUGGACAACCGGUCCAUGACUCUGCCUGGAGUCCUGCGCAUUGGAUUCAUGUGCCGCUUCGGUGCCAUAGUGUUAGAGUGUGUAGCUGAAGCACACCCAUGCCCAUGGUUCCAAAUGAUCAUCCGCCAGUUUGCUCAACUCACCGGCUAUGGAAUUGCUCAAGGAGUUUGCCACUUGAACUUGCUCUGGCCAGCCAAACGCAGCCGAUGGUGGUGUAUCCUUACACACCCUGCAAUUGGCCCUGUUCAAUGGAUUCCCAUGCCUAUCACCACAGCCAAGCCAAUCGUUGCAGAUCUGCUUGACCGUUUCAAAGACUGUACAGAUGAAGAGUUGCAGCAGCUUGCACUAGAUUUGUACGAGACAGGAAGGUUUGCAGCCCAUGGUUUUGAAAACAACGAGUUGCAGUGGAGAAACCAAAUGCAGACCAGUCUCCACAGUUGUGGAAGCCAACUUUCUGGCUGCCCAUGCGGGUGCCGCAAAUUUGCAUUCCAUGAUGACAGACUGACCAAGAAAGGCCUCCAUGGGAUUUUGAUCCGCCUUGCAGGUUCUCAGACGUGCGGCAUGAACGCAUAUCCAUGUUUCAGACACAUCCAUCCGGCAGAGCUUGCACUUUUGAAUGGAAUGUUGCCGGACAUGCCAUGGGGUAAAGAUCUCAAGAUGAGUUUGUGUGCUUUGGGACAACUUGCCUCGCCCAUUCAAUCCACAUGGGCCAUGCAAGACCAUGCAGAUGACAAAGCUGAUCAACCAGAGUCGGCCAACAAGCUGUGUAGCCCAGAUGUCUCAGGUAUGUCCAGUAGUGCCGAGUCCAUGACAUCAGUCAAACGUCAUGCAUCAACCAUGUACCAAGAAGCCUCAACAGCCAACAUGCCAGCCCAAAUCAAUGGGGGAGUUUAUGGAUUCCAAAACACUCAGGUGAAGAAAUCCCGUAAGACUGAGGUUGAAGUGCCAGGAGUCUUGCAGUUCAUGCCAUGCCAGAGCACCAUGUCAGAACAUCCUGUUGGAACUCACAGAUCGCCAGGUAAUGAACUUGCCCCGACCCUAUCCCCCUGUGCCAAGCCUCUUCCACGUUUAGGGUGUGGAGGCCCCUCCCAAAUGAAGGAUGAUCACAGUACCAAAACACCCCAGGUUGGAAUGGGCCUUGAUGUCACAUCAACACCAGCGAUCAACCCGCACCAACUGGAACCUGAUGCCAAGAUCGACCAUGGACCAAGCGUCAUGACUGAGGCACUCCAAGAUACAAGACAGGACAAGCCUCUUCCACGCUUAGGGUGUGGAGGCCCUGUCAAAUCAAUUGCAAUCACUCCAUCGAACCAUGGCGGAACUUUUGAUGAUCACAUCAACCAAGCCAACCGAGAGUUUCCAAGCCUACCAGGUCAACCACCGAAAGAUGACGACCAAUCCGAAGACUCAACUUUUGCCAAGUCACUGAAAACCAGUGGGAUGCAUCCGUUUCGAGCAGACCCAAGCCCCAUUCCACCAGGGAAUGGUGUACCGGCCGUAGCAACCGCAGAUGGUAAGCCUUUGAGUGACAUUUCCCAGAUGCAGAACACUUCAGGUUUUCCGAUGCAUGAAGUUCAGCCGAAACCAUUUGAUGCCAACCUUAUGCCACCGGAUGAAAUCAACCUUGAAGAUGCCAACCAUGGAAGUAAGGACCACCGAGCCGAUGCAAUGAUCACUGAGGACAUGCCUUUGCCAGACUCCACCAUGGAAGUCUUUGUCCUGCAUGCUGAAGCCAAGUUCCCGAUCACAUACAAAGUUGCCACGGAUGCCACACCAGGCAAACUGACAGUUGCUGAGGCCAGAUUGCAGACCAUGCCACUACCCAUUGCACCAAGGUCACUAGUAGCUACUCACUUGAAGCUUGACCAACCUUUGCAUGCAGAACAGUAUGUCAUGCUACAUGAGAACCUUCCAGCAAGUGCGAAAUGUCCGUUCUUGUGUACCAAAUACUCGAACAUGCAGACGACGCUGAACCUUGGCUUGCCAUGUUCAAGAUUUGAAGCACUCUGGCGCCAACAAGGGUGGGUAGCAAAAGACGAGAUGACAUACUACCUUGAAGCUACUGAGUAUGAUGAUCAAGGAUACCCAUUUCCACCUGCGAUCUUCUUCAAUGAAACAGAUGCCAAAGAAACAGCCAAAGACUGGCUUGAAAUCGGUAUCAAUGUUCAUGCCACUGACAAACCAUGGUGCUCAGCAGCAGCAGUGGCCGCACACUGGAUCCCAUUGAUCAUUUCCCAUCAAGGAAAUGUUAUCCAGCUCAUGACCACCCCUGAAGGUACUUGCCUUAUUGGACCAGCGAGCCAAAUUGCCCAUGCUAUGGGCAAAACGAUUGAAGUGACCCAGCGCAUCUUGCCAGGAGCUUUCCCAAGUGAUUGUGGUUUCCAAGCCAUUGCAUGGUUGAUUGCCAACCUCAACAACUUUGCAGUUGAAGCCAUGUCAGCCUCCAGAGCUGCGCAAUGGAGACACCUGUUUGUCCGAGAGCUGUGCAAACGAGGAACCGGACACGAAAUCAUUCACCACCUGGACAUGGCAGGCCAUAAGCUUGAUGCACAGGAAUUGCGACAGCUCACAGAACUUCUUGCCCAACAUGGAGUGUGGCCGGAACGAGCAGCCGACAGAGCCCAUGCCUUAGCCAAUGUCAUCCCGGCCAGCAGCAUCCGUAACGUAAUUGCAUCACCCCGACCAUGGCAAGAUCUCAAAGCAGCCGCAAACGGAAUCAAACCUCAGUUCAAACUCAUCAUGCCAGAUGAGCUGAAUGCUCAGAUUGCCCAAAGAGCCAACCACCGAAAGUAUGGCAAGAAGCAACAGCAGAAGCGCUUUGAAUCCUCCAAGGAACGCGUCACAGUGUCAGCUGCCGAACUGGUUGUGCCUCAUGGAGUUUUCAAGCAACAGGACAGCACCAUUCUGGGGCCAUUGCAAGUAGGGGACAUUGGACCCAAUGCCAAAGGGGUCCUCUUGGUAGAUCAAGCAGACUGCCAAGCCACCUUGCGACUCCCAACUCCUGUCACCCAGUCAGGAUACAUGUAUCAACUUGGCUCACAAGCUGUCAUGCGUCAUGAACCAAGUGUCAAGCUGGCCAUCGAAGAACAAGCCACGGAAGCCAUGCGAUGUCUCAUCUUCAAAGACCAGGCAGGACAGCUUUGGGACCAGAUCCAACAGCACCCAGUGAAACACAUCUUUGCCACCGAACCUUUGCUUGCAGCAGUCGACAAUGUGUCACCUGUCAUAGAUGUGUGGGAUCGCCAAUGGGUUUCCAAGAAGUUCAAGAAAGUGAGACCGGCCAGUGCUGACAUUUUUGUCUUUGCCUUCCGAAUGCUUGCCGACAAAAGUGAAACGUUGCUUGCCAAGAGCGGCCAACAUGGAAUCUACUGGGAGCCUAGAACUCCAUGUGGAAGAUACCCAAGUGAUCACUUCCAUGUAACAUGGUUACCCAAUAUGACCUUUCAAGAUGCCAAGUAUGCCCAGCAGACUUCGCCACAAGCCACCACAUUGGCAAGACACGGAGACCGAUUUGGCCUUCGCAGUGACGUGAUGAAUGCUCAAGAGAUCCAUGACAAACACAAGCCCAACACUCCUCUUUUGAUGGGCCAAUCCAAGAUGCUCUAUGCAGUUGGCCCCCUGCCAUACUCAACAACCAAAGCAGCGCUGCACAAGCUCCUGAAGGCAUGGCAGUGGGAAGCCAAGCCUUUACAACCCAAAGGACGAGCUCAGGACGGCAGUGGAGUGACAUGGCACAUCCAAGCCACCGAAGAUCCUGGCCACUGGGUCUAUUCCUUGCAGCAUGGCGAUGUGCUCAUAUCCAAGAUCCAAGACACCAAGCAGGCGGCAGUUCAGAUGCCAUACUCAAUCGUCGCCUCAAAGAAAACCAUUGAGCAUCUGCAGGGACCAGACCCCUGGGCGAACUAUGAUCCAUGGCGAAAAGAUGGGCCGCCGAAUGCAGGCCAAGCCACAAAGCCAUCCAGCAGUACCCCACCAAGCCAGCCAGUAACUCAGGCACAACUUGCAGCCUGGGAAGCAAGCAUGGAGAAGAAAAUGCAAGCCUUUGUCAAACACCCUGAUGGAGAUGCUGACAUGGACUCCUCCACCAUGGAUGCGAGGAUCACCAACUUGGAGAAUCGCUUCAACCAAGUCCAACAAGCACAAGCCGGCAUGGACACCAAGGUCAGCCAGCUUCAAGUUCAGAUCGACCACCAAAGCAAGCUCCUGGGUGACAGAAUCGAUGAGAAGCUCACAGACCAGAUGGUCAAAUGGACGCAAGAACAAAUAGCACCCAUCAAGCCUAACCGCAGAGGGGACGUCCAGAACGUCCUGACCACCAGCUCUCUGCAGUAUGGCCGAUGGACCAGACAGCUUAGACGUUUGCAACACUACACAAGAUGUGCCAGCUCAGAAAGCUCCGCUACCAUCAUUGAACACCGAGCGUGCCUAUGGAGCAAGAUCCUACAAGCCAUAGGAUUUGAUGGCAAUUUCCGUACGUGGUGGGCGAAACUGCCUAAGCUGUUCAUAGACUCCCCAGUGUUUCUACCAAGCCAUCCUCCAGGGUUUGACAUUGCCAAUGCAGUUUUCCUUGAGUUCAGCAAGCAGUACAAAGCACUUGAAGCAAGCCUCACAAGAGCCAAAAUAAACCAUGCAGCGCAAAAAAGAGCCAAAGAUCCUUUACAGAUCUAUCGCGACCUCCAGCGUGAACGAGCCGAACCUGUUCAGACCAUUGUGACCACCGACACAAUCCAGAUCCAAGAAUGUCAAAAUGUUGGAGAUGGUAUGACGCAGUUGAACCUUGCAUCACCGAUUCCUCAAAAUUUGCAUAGCAUUGCCAUCAACGGAAUCCAAACUGCGGUCAGCAUCCCAGACCCUCACCAUGUAGUUGUGCCUGUAGAUGCAUCCCAAGCCUUGGAACCAGGUAUCAACAUCCAAAAGGUUGAGGCGGAAGUCACUGCAGUGCUACAUGCUUUUGAAGAAGAAUGGUCACCAAGAUGGUUCAAACCUGAACAUGAGGACGCUCAACAAUGGGAAACAAUAGUAGACUUCAUGAAGCAUGCCAUGCCACCGAGGACCACCGAGUUCCCACCAAUCACUGCCAAGCAGUUCACAAAAGCAGUCGCAGCCAAAGGAAAAUUUGCAGCCAUUGGACCAGAUGGGGUAUCAAAGCAAGAUAUCCUGCACAUGCCACCGUCAGCCAUGUCCGACCUGAUCGCUCUCAUAGAAUGCAUUGAAGCAGGGUCCCCCUGGCCGACCCAAACCGUCACGGGCCUAGUAGCAGCCUUAGCAAAGACACCGUCGGCACAAACUGUAGGUGUGGUGGACAUAGUGAAGUGUUUCAAUGCACUGCCGAGACAUCCCCUUGCGGAAAUUGCCAAACACCUGGGCCUGCCAGUGACAGUAAUGCUGUGGUCAUUUGUUGAUAACAUCGAAGCCACUGCAACUUCAGCCCAUGAAGCGGUGGCCGCACUUGAAGCACUGGGGGAAUUUUGCGAUCUGAUGGACCUAAGCAUUGACCCUUGCAAGACUUACGCCUGGAGAGUCCCAUUGGCAGACCCUGAGCUUUACAGUGUUCUUUCAACAAUCAUGGCAUUCCGUAACCAUGGAGACCCUGACCUUGCACAAUUCACGCUGCAACACCUCACCGACGGAGUGACUGACACAGAUGCCUGCCGUUUCUGCAGUAAGAAGGACAGCCUGUUUCAUAGAACUUGGGAAUGUUCCUUUUUCCAAGACAUGCGUGACGCGUUGCCUGAUUUGCCUGACCCAAGCCAGAUUCCAUCCAGCACAGCUUGCCAUGGAUGGUUACAGCAAUCGCCUGACCUUGCCCAGUUGCGCCACCUUUACAUGCGACUGCCAGAUACCACAACUGAAUUCACAGAUUGGAGAGUAAAUGAACAUCUCCAAUACCAUGAUCUGUUUUUGGAUGGAAGCUGUGUGCAUCCUUCAGAGAUAGAUACCCGAAUCGCCAGUUGGGCAAUCGUUGUUUGGGAUGGCCAAGAUUUCAAGCGCGUUGCAUGCGGCUUAGUUCCAGGGUGGAGACAGACAAGUCUGCGUGCGGAAUUGACCGCAGCAUUAGCUGCCUUAAAAUAUGCUGCCAGCCGACAAUGCCUUUGCCGCCUAUGGUUUGACAAUGAAAACGUACAAAACACGCUCCAGCAAUGGAUCCAAGGUUUUUCCACUGCAUGGGAGAAAAAGCAGGACAGUGAUUUGUGGCACCAACUUCAUGCACAGUUCAGACAUUCACAGUCGUACCUUUCUGCAGCAUAUAAAGUUCAAGCACAUGCAAAAGUGAUGGACCAGUCACAUCCACUAGAUGCGUGGGCAGUGCAAGGAAAUAUCACAGCAGACCUUUUCGCAGCAGAGGCUAGACAAAGGCUCACUCAAGAGUUUUGGACAGUUUGGGAGAAGGUACGCACCCACCAAGCUCAGACCUUGAAGAGUGGUAAAGCGCUUCAUUCACUGUUUGUCCAAAUCGGCCUUCGAGCUCAAGCGGCGACAAUCACCACACCAGUCCCAGUACCACAGACUUUGGCACAAGACACAACUGCUGACGUCGACACAGGUAUUAUGGCGCUGGCGGGAAAAGAGGUCACUGAUUUUCCAAAGCACUUACAAGUUGAUGAAACUUUUCAUAUACUGCAAUGGGUACGUACGUUGACAGCGGAAUCAAGGGGCACUACAUGGGUUUCGUACCAUCAACUCCUUGUUGACUACCAAAAACAAACGCACAGACUUGGACCAUUCACAAACGGACGGAAAUGGACAGCCAGAGGGGUGGAUGUACUUUACAACUACCCCCAACAAGUACAGAUGUUCGGAAGAUUCCUCCAAAACUUGGCCAAAGGAAUCGACAAACCUUUGCAGACUGAUCAACGUAGACCUUCAAGCACAGUUUUGGCAUUCUGGAGCGGCUGUUUACGUGUGGCAAUUGCCGAAGAAAGGCUCACAGAAGUCGACCGACACUAUAGGGGCGUAGUACAGAGCCUUCCCGUGCGACAGAUCACACGGGAUAUGGCCAAUGUACCACCAGGUUUCUUUGCAGAUUAG